AUGGAGCGAUCGCUUCUCGUGAGUUUUACUGCGGGUUCGAACCGCAGCGGUUUGGCUCGAGGCUGUUUUGACAGUUCUUGCCAAGCCUGCGCCGGCGGCGGCAUCGUGCAGGAUGAACAGAAGCGAGCUCUUUGGCAGGGGAUGUCCGCUUGGUUGAAGCAGAAGGCGGCUCAGGCGCAGGAGGCGGCCCGGGCCGCCGCGCUGAGGGCGCAGGAGGAGGCCGCCCGCCUCGGCGGCGAGGCGCAGGACGCGGCAAAGCGCCAGGCCGAAGAGCUCAAGAGGAACGCCGCCGAGCUCCAGAAGAACGCCUCGGGCCUGGCGGCCGGCAUGCAGGGGCUCUUCGCGGAAGACAGCGCGGCGGCCCCACGGAGGCGAGAUGUGUCUCUGCAGGACGGCCCCCUCGGCUUCGACAUCGAGGGCGCCCGGGUGGUGCACGUGGACCCCGACGGCCAGGCUGCGUCCUUGGGCAUCCGGGUCGGGGACCAGAUCCUGGCGGUGGAAGGUGAUCAGAUUCCUGCACCUCCACCGACAGACACAGCUGCAGAAGGCGAAGUCAAGGUGAAGAAGUUGAUCCGCAAGCGCAUCAAGGACGGGACCGGCCACGCCCAGUGA
Molecule: messenger RNA, 612 nt
Organism: Prorocentrum cordatum
Lineage: Eukaryota; Dinophyceae; Prorocentrales; Prorocentraceae
Source: the annotation of a GenBank genome assembly